Messenger RNA from Bombus impatiens (common eastern bumble bee), 546 nucleotides. RefSeq names its product ubiquitin-like protein 5 (gene ubl). Gene Ontology annotation, biological process: protein modification process; mRNA splicing, via spliceosome. NCBI's taxonomy places the organism in Eukaryota, Metazoa, Arthropoda, Insecta, Hymenoptera, Apidae. The record is from RefSeq and is a predicted model, not a curated record. Gene Ontology annotation, molecular function: protein binding; protein tag activity. Bases 177 to 398 code for a protein of 73 amino acids. Gene Ontology annotation, cellular component: nucleus; cytoplasm. The transcript has 3 exons.
AUCAGCAUCAUAUCGGAGAGGUAAACAACGUAUAUGGUCAUUAAAUAUAUUAAGGGCGGAUUCAUAUGACAAUCAAGUUCACCUGCCAGCGUUACAGGAGUAUUUCGUUUUAGUAGAAAUACACGCCAAUAAAAUUUCCUCUCUGGUUCUAGUAACGUUGUAAUAUACCGUAAAAAAUGCUAGAAAUAACAUGUAAUGAUCGUCUUGGUAAAAAAGUUAGAGUUAAAUGCAAUCCAGAUGAUACAAUAGGGGAUUUAAAAAAAUUAAUAGCAGCCCAAACUGGAACUCAUUGGGAAAAGAUAGUUUUAAAAAAGUGGUAUACUAUAUUUAAGGAUCACAUAAAAUUACAAGAUUAUGAAAUUCAUGAUGGCAUGAAUUUAGAACUGUAUUAUCAAUAAUUAAUAAUUAAUAUUAUAUAAGUUAAUGUUAUGUAUAUAUAUAAUAACAGUAAUAGUAAAUUUUAUAUUUAAGCAUUUUUGAUUUUGUAUUUUACAUGAUAUUUAAGUAUGUAAUGUAUAUAAUAACUAUACAAUAAACAAACAUAAA